AUCUAAGUCUCUCCUAAGACAGAAUAAGAAACAUAUGUGGGUUUACUUUUUUUGAGAAAAUAUUUUGACUUUAGUUAGAGCAAGGAAUUCGUAUGGUCGCCAAUGCUCCUCCUCCGUCACUCCAUCAUGAUUCAUCAAUCUCCCUAGUUUCAACCGCCUUCUACCACCGUUCUGUUCCGCCGCAGACUAAAUCAAUCUGCCCCACUCCUCUGCCGCUAGUCCAUAUUUGUACUCUUCUGUAAACAAAAGCCCUAAAAGCUACUCGGAUUUGGCGUCCUCAACCAUUCUACACCAUCAUUUUCAUUCAAGUCGAGGUCGGGUCCGGGGAUGUUGCACGACGACAAGAAUCACGGGCAUUGGUCGCUGAUCUCUGCCGUCAUUUCUAUAUGGUCAGUUCAGUUUACGACGCCGGGGCAUCAUCAUCGAUUGGGUUUCCAUCUGGCCGCGAGUUCUUGCUUCUGGCUCGAUUCGACCUCAUUGAUUAUGGAAGCCGAUGCCGUGGAGCUUGAUUUAUGGAAGCCGACGCCGUGGAGCUUGAUUUACCAUCACCAAUGGCAGAACCCUUGUCAUUCAAUCCAGCUGUAAUUAGGGUGGCAUAACCCUUUUCACAUACAACAAAAUGACUAUAUUCACUUUUCAAUUGCCCCUCUUCAAUGGCCAACGCGGGAGCCCAUGACCGAUUCGACCCUGAGACAACUAAUAUGGAAGCACACACCGUACAAAUGGCAAGCUCCCUCUUUUGAUUCGACCCGGAAUCGGUGCCGUCACCGCCUUGACUAUCAUCUUCGGACGAGGAUUCCAUGGAGGAAGAAGUUGUUUCUUCUCACCUUCUUCUUCAGUCGUUCAGUUGGGGGUAAAGAAACGGCCUCAUCUCGGGGACGGCGGCGGAGCGGAAGGUUGGGGAAAACCCUCUUCUCAAUUGGUUGCGGCAACCCCAAAAUGUGAUGAGUUUUAUUUUCUUUUUUGUUUAAUUAAAAAUUCCAUCUCAA
Molecule: messenger RNA, 989 nt
Organism: Linum trigynum
Lineage: Eukaryota; Viridiplantae; Streptophyta; Magnoliopsida; Malpighiales; Linaceae
Source: the annotation of a GenBank genome assembly